AAAGUUCCAAACGCCGUUAUUCCAGGUGUAGAAUUUGAAGAAUGUUUUUUCUAGUUGUUUUGCUCUUCUCUUAUCCAAAUGCCUUUAGGGAAGCACCAUUUUCUCUAGUAGAAUAAUGCCCAUCCAAGAAAAGUUUUGCCUUUUUACCCAUCUGAGGAGUUGGAUCUGGUUUAGAAUGACAACUCUAGGAUACUGAACCACCAUGCUUGAUUAAAAAAGUGAUCCUAAUGCAAAGAGUAGAAACCACUUGAGUAGGUCCAAAGCAUGGAUAUCUUUAGAUCUCUAAAGGGACAGAAGUAAGAAAUGAAAAGUAUUUGAUUUUGUCUAGAUGAGCUGGAGUGAAGGGGUGGGGGGGGAGGAGAGGGAGAGGGAGAGAGAGAGGAAGCAUCAGCCCACUGUAGCAUCUAUCUUCAUGUCCUAUAAGAGCUGUCUGGAAUAUUUUGUUCACAUGCUUCCAUGGUUACAUGGAUGAGUGAGAUUUGUUUUUAUAUGUCCUUGUUUUGGUUUGCUGACUCUUCUGAUCCUCCCUUGUGGAUAUGAUACAAUUCUGAACCGAUUUCACCAAGGGCUUCUCCACCUUUUUCUUGCCUUCUUCCCCUUCACAGCCUGUCAUGCUUACAUUAUUUUUGGGCUGCCUUUCUUGUUUUUCCAAGCAAUUGCUUGGUUGUUCAUGUGUGGUAAAGAGCCUGCCCAUAUCCGACUAGUCUCCGAAUCUAUCACCCCUUUCGCUUGGAUUUCUCCGAUGAUCAUCGGACCUCCACAGUGACAGCGUCGCCUGGAAAGGGGCCAUAGAGGAUGAUGGGAGAGUGGGUUCAAGCUUUCUUUGGCUGUUUAAGGUGAUGUUAGAUGGAGGAGUGAAGGGUUGGUAGGGGGGGAAGAUGCUUGAUGAGCAGUGGAAACAGAGCUUGCAGGAAUGGGAACAAAACUGCAUGACACUCAUAAUGUUUUUUCCACCUUGCUAAAGAACAACCGUCAUGUAGUAACCAUCGAUCUGAACACUCCAGAUAGUUGGGCCAGGUUCAGUAAUAUAUUGCUGAAGACGGGCAGCCAGACUGCUUUCAAUUGUCUUCCAGUGUCCAUGGAUAGAUUGCAAAGCAACAGAGAAUCUGUCAGAAAUGCCAUGUUGAAGCAUGAAGAAAUAUUCAGACAGCAGGUGCAUGAUCUACACCGGCUAUACAGAGUUCAGAAGAUGCUAAUGGCUGAGAUGAGAAGUAAGGAGGAGAAGCCCCAAUCUCCCACAAUUGUGACUUCCAGAGGGUUCACAGAUACAAGGACCAGAUUUUGGGGUAGUGCAUCUACCUCAGAGACCAGUCAUUCUUCCCAUGUCAGUAAUACACUUCACUCCACUAAACAUCUGAACUCUGAGUACAGCUCCAUCCAUCACUACAACACAAGAGCAGGCCCUAGCUCACGAGAACUGAGCAUAUGCUCAGAAGACCCUUUAAGAGUGCCGAAGGGCUUCGAUCUUGAACAGCCCGCUGAAGAGUACACCUCCACAGAAGUUGGACACACCCAAGAUCAGAUUACCAACUUGGGGAAGCAUCUGAAAGAAAAGAUGAACACAGAAAGCUCCAAAAUGUGGACUGAUGAUGAGAAUGAUGUUGAGCUCACACUUGGCAUAGGAUGUGGCAUUGGUAAGAAGAGAUCAAAACAUUGGCUUAGCUUGAAUGAUGAAAUAAGCUACUCUAAGCCAGCUCCAAGUGAUAUCAGGCCACUGCUCUUGUCUACACCUGUCAUACCACAGAGAACAGAGGAAUGCAGUGACCACUCGACCAGCAGCUUCGACAGAGAAAGCUUACAGAGACCCCCCUGGCUUUUGCAAGCUUUAAGUUUGAACAAGACAUAACUUCAAAACUUGGUGCAAGUCUUUUGGGUAUAGGCAAUUGCUUUAUUUAUGGAGUUUCAACUUCAGUGUAUCAGCACUCAUUUAGGUGACAGCCGGCAUGCAGGAAUCAUGCCUCCUGAGAUCUAUAGUCUUCUCACCACUACAUCCCGUGUUCUUCAAGCUACUGCAUUUAAGGUUCUGUUCUAUCAUCGGAUCAGUUUUUCUGGGUUUCAAGAUUGAUUUAUAUUGGUGGGAAAACUUCAUUGGUUUAAUGGAGUUGGAAGUAAAUUUGGUUCUCUUACAAUGUUUUUUUGCAAACGGUUCUCCUUUCUAGUAACACCCCCAUGAGAAUAAGUAUCAGAGGCUCAUCUCACAAUGGGGACUCACGAUCAAUAACAAGGUCACCUCUGUUGUCUGUAAACACUGACUUCUUUAUAUGUAAAUGCAAGCUAAUAACUUUUUUCUGCAGGAUUGUAGUACUUUCUCAUGUUGCUCCUCCAUAUUCACCAAUCUAUUAUUUUUUCUUGGUUCAA
This is a messenger RNA of Phoenix dactylifera (date palm), 2358 nucleotides long. Lineage: Eukaryota; Viridiplantae; Streptophyta; Magnoliopsida; Arecales; Arecaceae. The record is from RefSeq and is a predicted model, not a curated record.